This is a messenger RNA of Protopterus annectens (West African lungfish), 2036 nucleotides long. Its product is annotated as ribonuclease P protein subunit p25-like protein. Gene Ontology annotation, biological process: tRNA 5'-leader removal. The coding region runs from base 1023 to 1616 and encodes 197 amino acids. Lineage: Eukaryota; Metazoa; Chordata; Ceratodontiformes; Protopteridae. Gene Ontology annotation, cellular component: ribonuclease MRP complex. Gene Ontology annotation, molecular function: RNA binding. The transcript has a single exon. The record is from RefSeq and is a predicted model, not a curated record.
CACAGUACUCAAACUUACACGUUUCAAAAGAACUAUUCCCCUUUUUAUUUAAGAAUGUAAUAGUUGGUUUAGUUCAACCGGAAUACGUCUACCAUGUAAUUAAUGCUCAUGGGGAUGGUGCUACAACUUUAGCAGCAAACUUGGGCUAGAAUGACUAAAGCAAGACAUGACUGCCUUCUCGGUGCACGAAUGCGUUAAAAUUCAGCUUCGGCAGUCCUCCCUAAAUCCGAAAUACUUCGGAUGCCUAAUUAAAUGGGGGGCGUGCUAGCUCCAUUUCAGCACAGUACUUUUGUGAAACGUGUUGUUCACCCAGUACAGCAGGAAGAAACCUCUUGCUGUGUUUUAAGUCCUAGCUGUCUAACACAGCAUAACGAGUGCUCCCAGCUUUGGCUGCAUGCUAUACUCCGGACACUUCUUGCAUCAGUCAGCGUUUGCAUUCGAGCUGACUUUAACACAAAGCAAUAAGCAAUGGGAAUAUGGAAAACGCGGAGAGCUUGCCGAGGGUGAUUCUGGUUGUGCUGCCACCGACUUCCCAUUGUCCACGUAAAACUAACGUUUCCACGCUGAAGCUAGUGCAGCCCCGCAGGUUUCUGUCAACGGGUUAGGAGGGCGACUGCACAUAGCAUUCUGGAGCUCUGACUGUCAAACGUUACUGGCAGAGCUGCACCCACCACCUGGUCUUGUCUAGGGAGUAAAUUGCUGGAUCUUUUGCUGACUCUUCCUUAAAUCAAGACUUUUUCAGAACGGUGUGUCCUUUUAACCAAGGGGAAAAACGUAUCUGUAUAGUAGCUUAAGUAGUGUUACAGGACCUAGUUGCAGUCUGAUCACCAGAGUUUUUGGACAAACGAACUGGACAAACGGUCUACCAGGAAAUUGUGUAAAGUUAGGAAUAAAUGGCUCAUCUUUUUAGCCGACAGUCUUUUACUGCAUAUUUUGUGGAAGGGGUCAAAUUCUGUAAUAUAUAGCGGCACUGUCCCCGCCGCUGUAAGAAGAUAAGGAUGCCAAUUCCAUUAUAAUGUGUAAUGGAAAACUUCAGGAAAGUAAAGAAAACAGAAGAGGACUGUCCCCUUCCUUUUGAGAGUCUACCUCCUGGCGUGGUGGAAAUGAAGGUUAAAGAGGGGAGUAAGAUACGAAACCUCAUGAGUUUUGCUAUGUCGAGGAUGGAGUCAGAAGGCACCAUGCACAUUGUUUUUAGUGGCUCUGGCCGGGCAGUCACCAAAACCAUAACUUGUGUAGAGAUCAUGAAAAGAAAACUAAAGGGACUUCAUCAAAUUACCAAACUGAGAUACAAAACCAUGCAAGAAGUGUGGGAGAACAAGAUGCAACAGGAGGGUAAGCCGGACAAGCUAACUGUACACAAAAAUAUCCCAUCUAUCUGCAUAUUACUAUCUAAAGACCCUCUAAACCCUGCAGAAGCUGGCUACCAGCCUCCACAAACAGAAGAUUGUCUUUGGAAAUAUGAAGAACUGGCUGAAGACCUGCCCGUUUCCAACAAGAAAGGACUGAAAAGACCUAAUCAAAAUCACAGCGAGGAACUGAUUUACAAAAAAUCUUACAGGGAAGAUAACCAGAUAGACCCGAAAAGUUUUAACUGUAAAUUACAUUAUUCUCACUAAACUACAAUCUAAGUAUUUAUGCAUUCAACAUGCUUUUUUAUUCAAAUUUUAAACUGAUUUAGCUAAAACACAUUGUGAUAUUUUCAAGAUUCCCAGGAACAAGAAUGCAAAGCAACGAUUCAGUUGUUUCUAGUGAUUCUUGUCUUAAUACAGCGGAAAACCAGAAAGGUAAAUUUCCAGAUUAGUUGAGUUUGGUGAGUACUUAACUAAACCAUUUUGUUCGGUUUGAAAAUCAAGAUGCAAACGCUGUAAAGUUGUCAAUUAAGUCGCUGUCCGUUGUGCUGAAUGUCGCCUAAUUCAGUACUUGUACCUUUAAAGUUGUUUCCUUUAAAUUUGCAAGCUAAACACUAACCCCAUUUCUUGAAAAAUGUUGACUAGUAUAUUAAACUGUGCAAUGAAUAAACCCAAUGCAAAACAUCA